UGACAUCUCGGUUGAGGUGGAGCUAGGAGCGUCUGGGAUACUGAGCGAAGGGAGGAAAAGAGCUGAGUUUGUGCUUGUGAGCGCUCAGAGAGCACUUAGGACGACCGUGCCGUGGACUCUGUGGACUCGCGUGGACAUGUAGCGGGGUUUGACUCUGGAAGCUGGAGUUAGUUGAUGUGAGAAGUCCAGCGGCUCACUGUGUUCGUCGCGGCCGCACCGAGCGCCGCUCCGCCUCCUGCCCGCCUGCCCUCUGCGGCGAUGUGCGACCUGAUGUCAGCCUCUCAGCCCGUCCAGAAAAUGGGCAAAAUGAAAAAGUUGAGGAGAACUUUAUCCGAGAGUUUCAGGAGUAUAGCUUUCAAGAAAGAGGACAGCGGCUUUGAUGAGAUAUGUGUCACAAAGAUGUCCACACGCGGCUGCCAGGGAACAGACUCUGUCAUCAAGCCCCUGGAUACUAUCCCUGAGGACAAGAAGGUGAGAGUUCAGCGCACGCAGAGCGGCUUCGACCCCUUCGAGAAGCCCGCCAGCCAGGUGAAGAGGGUCCACUCUGAGAAUAAUGCCUGCAUCAACGCCAAGAGCUCAUCUUCUGGCAAGGAGUCACCCAAACUACGCCGGCACUCCAGCCCUAGUUCUCCUACAAGCCCCAAGUUUGGGAAGGCCGAUUCGUAUGAAAAGCUGGAGAAACUGGGCGAGGGUUCAUACGCUACAGUGUACAAAGGCAAAAGCAAGGUGAAUGGGAAACUGGUGGCUCUGAAGGUAAUUCGCCUGCAGGAGGAGGAAGGAACGCCUUUCACUGCAAUUAGAGAAGCGUCUCUUCUCAAAGGCCUGAAGCACGCCAACAUUGUGUUGCUCCAUGACAUCAUCCACACUAAAGAAACCCUGACCCUGGUCUUUGAGUAUGUGCACACAGACCUGUGCCAGUACAUGGACAAACACCCCGGAGGACUCCAUCCAGACAAUGUGAAGUUGUUCCUGUUCCAGUUACUCAGAGGCCUGUCCUACAUCCACCAGAGAUACAAUCCUUCAUCGGGACCUGAAACCGCAAACCUGCUGAUCAGUGCAGACUCGGCGAAGCUCAAACUUGCAGACUUCGGUUUGGCCAGAGCUAAGUCCGUCCCCAGCCAUACCUACUCCAAUGAGGUGGUGACUCUGUGGUACCGACCUCCAGAUGUUCUGCUGGGAUCCACAGACUACUCCACCUGCCUGGACAUGUGGGGAGUGGGCUGCAUCUUCAUUGAAAUGAUCCAAGGAGUGGCUGCCUUUCCUGGGAUGAAGGACAUCCAGGACCAGCUGGAGAGGAUAUUCCUGGUCCUUGGCACCCCGUCUGAGGAAACCUGGCCUGGUGUGAACUCCUUGCCUCACUUCAAACCAGACCGCUUCACGGUGUACAGCGCUAAGAAGCUCAGACAAGCGUGGAAUAAGUUGGGCUACGUGGACCAUGCGGAGGAGUUGGCCUCCAGGUUCCUCCAGUGCUUCCCAAAGAACCGUCUGUCAGCUCAGGCAGCUCUGAAUCAUGAAUACUUCAGCAACCUUCCUCCACGGCUCUGGGAGCUUCAGGACAUGUCUUCUAUCUUCACUGUACCAAAUGUCAAGCUGCAGACAGAGAGCGGGGACAGCAUACAGGUGUGUGCGCGAAGGAAUAGUUACGGCAAAGCUUCCUCUGGCAGCAAACACUGACUGGAGGCAGCAUCCUGCACAUGAUUGCAUACCAGGUGGCUGAUGAAGACAUAAACGCUAAGAUGAAGGAUCCAGACAAAUGAAAGCGUUCCAGUUCUCUUUAUUUAUUACUUCACGAUAUAUGUAUGUGUGCGUGUGGAAGAGAGACUGCCGAUAUGGAUGCAUGUGUGCAUUAUGGAUGGUACUGAAGACUUUUGACUAUUAUUUGCAAAUUUUGUUUACUUUUUACAAGGGUAUGAUAAGUCAUAUAUCAUUGUCACAGUAUAAGCAAAAAGACUUUGCUAUUGGUACAUAUUGUGUUUUGUGUUUAUAACUAGCUUCCUAUUUAAGAAUGUAUAUUUGUAUGUACAGUAUACUCAUCUAAAAUAUAUAUAAUGGACACUUUUAAUAUUGUUGCACCCUCUCAUCACCAUACUGCACUCAAACUACACAUCAAUGAAAAUUUACAGGAGAUGUGCAUACAAGCAAAAAAAAAAAAAAGUGUAAUUCAGAAAUAACAGUUUAAAAAAACAUGAAUUGUUAAAAUUUGCUUUCUUUAUAAUUAGUUUAUUGUCUAAUAUUCCAAAAGUCGUCGAAUCACAGGUAAUGAUUAAAAAAGAGAUGGUUCUCAGGUGGCGUUGCACAUCUUCUAGAGACCAUGUUGGAGGACUUUACUAUUUGUUCGUGGUUGCCUGAGAACAGAUCUACAGCCAAUAUCAACACAUCUAUUGUAAAAACUACAAACCAUAUCCUUUAUUCUGUUUUUAAUAGAGUGUAGUUGUUGCCUAUGAAACAGAUAUUUUCUUUCUUAUUUUCUAAGUUGAGUAAAUAUUUGAUCAGCUUUUUUUUUUUUUUACAUCCUCUUGUUUUAUUUUUGUAGUUUUGCCAUCAUUCCAGACAGUUGCAACUUUUUAAAAUGUUUUCAAUCACAAAUCAUUAUUUAGAAAAUGUAUCUAAAGUCUAACUAAAAUUAAAUUGCAUGGGUGUUUUUUAUUCUGUAGCAUGCAUUUUAGACUUUUUAUAUGUUCUAUUUGGACAAAAAAGAAGUACCUCAAAGAAAAUACCAGUCAGCUUCAUUGUCUACAUUAAGAAGAAAAUGGCUUGCAUACAGCCAUUUAGCUGAUUUAAAUUUAAAGGUGUAGUCCCUCUUGAUAUUUCACAAAAUUGACCAAAUUGGCAUUGUGUUGAAUUCUAACUGUUACAAUGAACCUCUUUUUUCUAUUUUUUAACAGAUCAUUUUUAAUGCUGGUAAAGUAUUUAUUUUGGGCACAUUCCCUGGGAAAUGUAUUGAGUUCAUUUAGUGAAAUCAAGCUGACAACAAAAAGCAUAAAGGACAUGCACGAGGUUUAGUGUUCAUGCUGGAAAUGUGGAACUCCGAAUUUCCAAUUUAUUACUUAAGAAAAUACAUCUAAAGCUGUGAUAAACUGUCCAGUAGAUGUACAGUAAAACAUACAUGUGAAAUUUGUCUAGAUGAUACCCAGGCUUCUUGCCAGUGGGAUCUUUGGUGGCCUGUAUUUAUUGGUUGUGAUUGUUUCUGUUUUUCCAUUGUAUUUGGCACUUUCAGUUUCAGCUGAAGGUCAACUGUGUUUGUUUGGCUCCAUGAUAGUAACACUAGCGCAUCCUGAGUAGUUGUGAUAUUUGACCCUCGGACAGCGCAGUGGAAAACUGAAUUUCCCAGUGUGUCAUAGCAACUAUUCACUGUAUUUCAAAUCUCAUGGGUCAAAAUUUCUAAACCAGGGGAAUUUUUAAGCAUGUUGGAAAUAUAAGAUUGUGAAUCCUUUAUUUGAAUUCUAAGGAAUAAAAUGAUAGUGCACCAAAAAAAAAAUCCUUUUUAUGUUUUAAAUUGUUGUGUUGAUGUUAAAAAAAGAAAAGGGACUACAGCUUUAAACUGUAGUUGGAUAGCGCACCAGCUGUAACUGUCCUGUUGCUAUCUGACAGCAAAAGCAGCCUUUGAUCUAUCAAAAAAAAAAUUAUAAAUUUAUAAUACAAGUUUUGGUUUGGAACUUAGCUUUCUGAAUGAGAAAAUUAGCAAGUACUAACCAGGGGUAAAUUAAUAACAUUCAGUACCGCAAAACCUUAACAGCAGAGAACAUCAGCUUCUAGUUCAGUGUUGUAACUUUUUAGUUUUUUUUUCUGCCACUGCUAACAGAACAUUUCCUGGGUUUGUUGUUAGUGUAAGUUUGUUGCCAUUGUUCAUCUGCAUCUCUAUGAACUCAGUUGUUAUUUAGGCAGGAGAAUCACAUUCCCAUAAUGCUUCAUUGAUGCGAAAGCCAAUAUAAUAAAACAUUACAAAGUAAUGGUCUUACACAAGAUGUUAGCAAAUUAUGCACAGCAAUAAGAUUUUAUCACACUUUAAACUUUUAUUUUCAACCAUUAGGCCCUUAGCACUGUGAAUCAAUGAUACGUUUGGAUCCGAUUAGUAAUUUGUGCAAAUGCUAAGCCACGCGUAACUAACAUGUUGGUAAUUUAAUUUUAGUUGUGAAUUUGACAAGCCACUCAAGCUAACAUCAGUUACAGCUUAGCUAACACAUCAGUGUAAAAACAUUGGUUGUGAAACUCAUUCAUCACUCAAGCUAAUGCUGGUUAGCGUUUAGCUAACAUAGGGUGAUUCCAGCAUGUUUUAAGGUCUGUUCUUGGCUGUUUUGUUGGGUCAAAGGCCCCAAUAGAUAAUAAAAAUACAGAGCACUCGCUGUUCAGCCGCCAUCGGUAGCAGUGUGUCAUGGGAAUAUGGUUCUUUUCAAUAGUUAAAAAUUAAAUAAAAUAACUUUUCAACAUGAUUUGAGCAGCUUUAACAAAGGUAGUUACUUUAGUUUGUCAGCAAGAGACUUGUUUCUAUUGUACGUAAUCUCCUGCUUUCUUGUUUUACUAAAUGGACAAGUGCUGUCACUGUUUCACCAGAUAGAUGUCAUAAUCAAUAGGAAUGAUGGUAAAAACUGCAAAAAUGAGAUGUGGGGUAUUAGAAGCACUAUGAGCUGAUUCUCUAGUGGACCUCUGUGACAAAAAAUAUAUAUAUGUAUGCC
Messenger RNA from Thalassophryne amazonica, 4673 nucleotides. It is a transcript of the gene cdk14, whose product is annotated as cyclin-dependent kinase 14. Gene Ontology annotation, biological process: protein phosphorylation. Gene Ontology annotation, molecular function: cyclin-dependent protein serine/threonine kinase activity; ATP binding; cyclin binding. Gene Ontology annotation, cellular component: cytoplasm; cytosol; nucleus. The record is from RefSeq and is a predicted model, not a curated record. Bases 259 to 1674 code for a protein of 471 amino acids. The transcript is spliced from 15 exons. NCBI's taxonomy places the organism in Eukaryota, Metazoa, Chordata, Actinopteri, Batrachoidiformes, Batrachoididae.